Spodoptera littoralis (African cotton leafworm) is the source of this 1035-nucleotide messenger RNA. Lineage: Eukaryota; Metazoa; Arthropoda; Insecta; Lepidoptera; Noctuidae. The record is from the annotation of a GenBank genome assembly.
AUGUCUGGUCUACCGAAAACAAUGCGCGCUGUGGGACUCUAUAAGUACUUGCCGAUAGAUCACGAAGAGAGUCUGCUCGACGUGGAAGUAAGUUUACCAGUUGUGACCGAGACAGAUUUAUUGAUUCAAGUCAAGGCGGCCGCAGUCAAUCCUAUAGAUGCCAAACAACGAGCUCCUAAACCAAAAGUAGAAAAUCCACCGCGCAUUUUGGGAUGGGAUGGUGCAGGAAUCGUCGUGUCCAAGGGUGAGAAAGCUAAUUUAUUUAAUAUCGGCGAUGAAGUAAUGUUCACUGCGGACUUAUCAAGAAGUGGUGCUAAUGCCGAGUACAUCGCCGUUGAUCAAUUCCUAGUGGCGAAAAUACCUAAGAACUGGACAUUUGAGCAAGCCGCCUCUAUGCCGCUGGUGACGCUCACUGCCACAGAAUCAAUAUUUGAUCGCCUAGUGAUCACAGAGAAGGAUAAAGGAAAAUCAUUUUUGGUCAUCAACAGUGCUGGUGGAGUGGGAUCAGUAGCCACACAGAUCGUUAAAAACCUAGGUCUCAUAGUAAUAGGCACUGCAUCGCGCAAAGAAACUCAGGCGUUCACGCGUCAAUUUGGAGCGGACAUAGUCCUUAACCACACGCAGGAUCUCAUACCACAGCUGGAGGCAAAUGGGUUUGGAGCUGGAGUGGACUAUAUUCUUGUUAACUUUGACCCCGCACCGUACUGGGAUACAUUGAUGAAAGCCAUCAAGCCUCAGGGUAAGAUUUGUUUAAUUGUCGACAGCAGUGCCCUCGUUGAUUUGAGGCCAUUGAAGGAUAAAAGUAUUACUUUGGUGUCAGAAAUGAUGGCCACGAGGAUCAAGUAUAAAACUGAUGACAGGUUCAGGCAUUAUGAAUUGUUGAAGGAAGCCGCGCAGUGGAUGGAAGAAGGCAAGCUGAAAUGCACUCUAAAGAAAACCAUGAGCCCAAUCAAUGCAGCUAAUGUUAAAGCGGCUCACAAACUUCUAGAAAAUAAAACCUUGAUUGGUAAACUAGUGUUGACUGGAUUUAAAUAA